This is a messenger RNA of Astyanax mexicanus (Mexican tetra), 1829 nucleotides long. RefSeq names its product tropomyosin 4a (gene tpm4a). Gene Ontology annotation, molecular function: actin filament binding. Bases 268 to 1122 code for a protein of 284 amino acids. NCBI's taxonomy places the organism in Eukaryota, Metazoa, Chordata, Actinopteri, Characiformes, Acestrorhamphidae. The record is from RefSeq and is a predicted model, not a curated record. Gene Ontology annotation, biological process: muscle contraction; actin filament organization. Gene Ontology annotation, cellular component: actin filament. The transcript is spliced from 9 exons.
AGAGGGAGGGAGCUGGGAGCUGGCUACUUACUCUGGUCGGGUUCUGUACAGUCAGAUCCAGCAGUGUGGUCAGCUUCGGCUUUGGGUUCGCAUCAGCUGCAUUCUCCUCCACUUCUCUCUCUCUCUUUCUCUUUCUCUCUCUCUCUCUCUCUUUAGUUGCAGCUCUCCUGUUCUUUCUCGCUUUCCUGAAGAAGGAGAAAACAGACUGCAGCAUCUGCUUCACAUUUGCUAAGUUCCUUGACCUAGUUGAAAACACAAAUUAUCACCAUGGAGGCCAUCAAGAAGAAGAUGCAGAUGCUGAAGCUGGACAAGGAGAACGCCAUCGACAGGGCGGAGCAGGCCGAGACGGAGCAGAAAGCAGCGGAGGACAGAUGCAAACAGCUGGAUGAUGAGCUGAUGGCCCUGCAGAAGAAGCUGAAGCAGACUGAAGAUGAACUGGACAAGUACUCUGAGGCCCUGAAAGACGCUCAGGAGAAACUGGAACUUUCUGAAAAGAAAGCUGCUGAUGCUGAAGGUGAUGUGGCAGCGCUAAACCGCAGGAUCCAGCUGGUGGAGGAGGAGCUUGACCGAGCCCAGGAGAGGCUGACCACUGCCCUGCAGAAACUGGAGGAGGCAGAGAAAGCAGCAGACGAGAGCGAGAGAGGAAUGAAGGUGAUCGAGAACCGUGCCAUGAAGGAUGAGGAGAAAAUGGAGAUCCAGGAGAUGCAGCUAAAGGAGGCCAAGCACAUCGCAGAGGAGGCUGACCGAAAAUAUGAGGAGGUGGCCCGUAAGCUUGUGAUUCUCGAGGGUGAACUGGAACGAGCAGAGGAGAGAGCCGAGGUGUCCGAAUGCAAGGCCAGUGAUCUGGAGGAGGAGCUGAAAAACGUAACCAACAACCUCAAAUCCUUAGAAGCUCAGGCAGAGAAAUACUCAGAAAAAGAAGACAAAUAUGAAGAGGAGAUCAAGGUCCUUAGUGAUAAACUGAAGGAGGCUGAGACCCGCGCUGAGUUUGCAGAGAGAACAGUGGCCAAACUGGAAAAAUCCAUCGAUGACUUGGAAGAAAAAUUAGCAAGCGCCAAAGAAGAAAACCUCGGAAUGCACCAAGUCCUGGACCAGACGCUCCAAGAGCUGAACAGCAUAUGAAGGGGGGAUGGGCGAAGUUUCAUCUUACAACAUUCCAUGAACAUCCAGCGUAAUUCCAUAUCUCCCGCUAUUCAAACCUGUUUCCUCACAGAGGAUUAAUUUAAUGUGUCCAUAAUAUUUCAUUUGUCACUUUACCCUCUUCUGUAACUCCCCCAGUGUUUGAUGAUCGGUGAUGGUUGGCUGCUGAGGUGCUCACCAAGUGCCCUUUAUUUUUACCAAAAGGCUUUUUUUUUUAAAGAUGUGUUUACAUUAUAUGUGAAACAUCCAAAUUUCCUGCAUGCAGUUUAUUUUUCACACUCGCUGAGUGAACGGUGUGGUCAGAUAGUCUGCCAUCUGCUGGUCAAUCAAUGGAUUUUUUUUUGUUGAAUGAAGGUUGCAUUUGAAGAAUUUUAUUGUACUUUUUAUUAUUAUAAUUUGGGGGGGCUUUUUUUUAUUAAUUCCAUUUUUAAACCUACAGCAAAAAACAAGACUGAGGGACCAAAAGUAGUAAACUUUUAAUAUGCCAAAUAAAACUGCCAAACAUAUCAUGUGUAAAUCAAACACCUCUAUGGGUGCAAAGCUCUAGAGAGACUGGAAGUCAGUGCAUGAUGCCAUCCAAUACUCCACAUGUAAUACGGACCAAAUUGUAAUAAUGCUCUGCAUUGCUCUGUGCCUUUCUUAAACAAGUCUCUUCUUCACUUUCCAAGUAAUAAAUUUGUACAAAAACA